GUCGUCGGCUGACCCGCGCGUUCCCGCGCUCUGACUUUGACUUUCGUGCAAUAUAUUCUAGCGUGGUGGCAUCUCUGACUUGUAUCUAUAUCUUCCCUUCUACACACCACCACAAGAACAACUUAGUCUACUGUGCUCCUUGCUUCGCCAUAAUACCCUAUUCUACUACUGUAAAAUCUCAAGCAUGGCGCCCUCCGCUAUUUCCCCUCUAGGAUCCCCAAGCAGCCACUCCGAAGCUAGCCAGGACUUGAGCAGCUACAAAGGCUACCACCAUGUCCACUGGUACGUCGGGAACGCAAAACAAGCCGCUGCCUUCUAUGUCUCGCGGAUGGGCUUCGAACGCGUUGCAUACAAAGGACUAGAAACUGGAUCCCGAGCCAUCGCCUCCCACGUGAUCCGCAACGGCAGCGUCACGUUCGUGCUUACAUCGCCACUACGAUGCUUGGCACAAGCAGAUAGAUUCAGUCCAGAGGAUGAGGAGUUAUUAAAGGAAAUCCAUGCGCAUCAGGAGCGACAUGGCGAUGCAGUGAAAGAUGUUGCGUUUGAAGUAGAUUCCGUCGAUGCCGUGUAUUACCAAGCGGUGCAAAGGGGUGCCGAAAGUGUGUCCGCGCCAAAGACCAUCUCAGACUCGAACGGAUCAGUACGACUAGCGACCAUCAAGACAUAUGGCGACACCACCCACACUCUCAUCGAGAAGUCCAACUAUCAGGACAUAUUCCUACCGGGAUAUCGAGCAGAGACAGCCGCAAAAGACCCACUAUCGCGAUUUCUACCACAAGUGCAACUUGAAGCCAUCGACCACUGCGUCGGAAAUCAGGACUGGGAUGAGAUGGAGAACGUAUGCGAUUACUACGAGAACGUCCUCGGCUUCCAUCGGUUCUGGUCCGUUGACGACAAGGAUAUCUGCACAGAAUACUCCGCCUUGAAAUCAAUCGUCAUGGCUUCACCAAACGAUGUAGUCAAGAUGCCUAUCAACGAGCCCGCGAAAGGAAAGAAGCAGUCGCAGAUCGAAGAGUAUGUUGACUUUUACGGCGGCGCUGGCGUUCAACACAUUGCCCUGCGAACGGACAACAUCAUCCGAGACAUCACCAAUCUCAAGGCUCGAGGAGUGGAAUUCAUCAAGGUCCCAGAGACGUAUUACGCAUCCAUGCAGCUCCGACUGAAGAGACAAGGAAUGGUGUUGAACGAGGAUUUCGAAACACUGAAAAGCUUGGAUAUUUUGAUCGACUUCGAUGAAGGGGGAUACCUGCUGCAACUGUUCACAAAACAUCUUAUGGACCGCCCAACCGUAUUCAUUGAGAUCAUACAGAGAAAUAACUUCUCGGGAUUCGGAGCCGGAAACUUCAAGUCGUUGUUUGAGGCCAUCGAGCGAGAACAGGAGCUGCGCGGGAAUCUAGUCUGAUCCACAGGGCAGUAGGAAAUGUCCGAGCUUACUUUGAUGCUGUAAUUUAGCGGUUGCCGGAAUUCUAUCCACUGUUUUAAUGCUCUGUUUGCCACGAAAUUUCUAGGUUCUUGUUCUCAUACUGAUUUCUCACGUCCCAUUCAACACAUGCAGACGUUUACAUUAUGCCCUCCAAACGUAAGCAUGUGCCACCUAAACGACUUUAAUGCAGCACUGUUUGAGUUAUGCGUGUAUACUCAUCUUGUAGGCGCACUUAAUGUUAACUCUCAUAGUCACCC
Messenger RNA from Mytilinidion resinicola, 1680 nucleotides. RefSeq names its product 4-hydroxyphenylpyruvate dioxygenase. The transcript is spliced from 3 exons. Gene Ontology annotation, molecular function: 4-hydroxyphenylpyruvate dioxygenase activity. The record is from RefSeq and is a predicted model, not a curated record. Gene Ontology annotation, biological process: L-tyrosine catabolic process. NCBI's taxonomy places the organism in Eukaryota, Fungi, Ascomycota, Dothideomycetes, Mytilinidiales, Mytilinidiaceae. The coding region runs from base 185 to 1402 and encodes 405 amino acids.